AUGAUAAGAGCCGUAGCCAUGAAAACUGCAACAGAAAGCAGCGCAUUCCAUUUGCCCGCCUUCGGUGGAAAAGGUGCAGGAGGCAUCCUCGUCGGCCACAGCAUCACCCCCAAGCCCGACGCCGGCGCGCACGACACGAACAAGCCACACGAGGCCUGGGCCCUCAAAUCCGGUCUCUAUACGCCCCGUCAGCUUGUGGAAGGGUUUGCUCCUCUGCUUGAUACCGUUGUCUUUCGUCUGGGGCCGGAUCCUCCCAACGCCCGACCAUCCCGGGCUCAGUUGCUUGACAAUCUCGCCGCCAAUCUGGACACCAACACGCGCGAAGCCUCCAUGCGCUUCCCCAGUCUUGACUUUGACGAGUCCCGCAAGGAGGUCGCCGAGCAAGCCAGGCAAAUUGGUCGGACCCUAGUGCAAUACGCCCGCAAUCACACUGGCGGCCCCUUCAACCCCGACCUAUACCUUCGCAGUCCAUGUGAAGGCCAUCUUCUCAUCCCGCCUAAUGUUGACCUGAUGUUUGGUCGUCGCAGCCAGCCACACCUAAUGCAGCUGUUCAAUGAGUACAUGCAUCAGAUGGUGCUGCUGCGAGACGCCCUACUGCCCUUCAAAAACUACGAGGAUGUCAUUAUCCCCAUUAACGGCCGAGCGGCUCGAGGUAUCCGUCAUCUGGAGUCUCCUCGCUCUGAAUUCCUCGCCCAGCUUUGGACCAAAGAAGUCUCCCAGGCGGCUGUCGUCAAGCAGGCGCAGGCCCUACUGGCCCCGAAUAUCCUUGCCCGGACCGCGCUCACCAGCACCAGCACCAGCACCGGCCCAGGCUACGGCUUCCAGUACGCCCAUGGACUUGUCCUCCCUGCCUUUUUAGCUGCCGGUUCUACCCCGUUCCAUCUGCUACAGUACAUUCCCGCCCGUCUGGUCGAGGAUACCCCCAAGGACAUCAUCUUCGACUACCAAGUGCAGGACUACUAUCUUGCCCCUCGCGUGGAGAUUCCUGCUGGCACCAAGACAACCCCGGCUUCUUACCCGUUGGGCCCAGAGGAGAGCCUUAACAUCCAAGCAGCCAGCAUCGGUGUUCUUCUGGCGGUGUCUCCCUCCACCUCGUCGUCCAAGACAGUUCGACAACUGGAACUGCGGCUGGAGCUGGAAAACGGGAAGUGCAUCUCCGUGGACGUCGGCCAGGUUGCCCGUGGCCAUCGCUACGCGUAUAUGGCACAGAAUCCAUCUCCUCCCUCUCCCUCUGCAUCUGUGAACGGCAACGGCACGACCAACGGCGAAGCCAAAACAGCGACUGCCAUCGUCCAUGAUGCCGCUUCUGUCCUUCUGCAGACUGAAGAGGAGGGUCUUGUCACCACCAAACAGGGCGGUCUUCAUAUUAUUCCCAUCCAGGAUCCUCUUGUCUCUCUGGCUAUAUUGGGAAAGCUGUAUCCCGAGAAUGUGGUGCUUCUUCCCAAGGCUGAGAGACUGGAGCAGGCGGAGAAGGCUGGGAAGGGACUGGAGCCGAAGUUUGUGCUUUGGGGUGGUGCGGAGCGUGGUGGAUUGAGGGGGCAUUUCUAAUUUGGAUCUAGUGGCGUGGUUAUAAUUUUUAUUUUUUUUUUCUCUUUGGUUGUUGUCUUGUUCCACGGUUCUGUCUAACUCAACUUCUAUUCUCCAGUCAUGGGAUACAUUUGAUUGUCAUUUGAUUCUCUAUACUAUAGCAAUGAAUGUAUAGUGG
Aspergillus glaucus CBS 516.65 is the source of this 1705-nucleotide messenger RNA. RefSeq lists its product as uncharacterized. The record is from RefSeq and is a predicted model, not a curated record. The transcript has a single exon. Bases 1 to 1548 code for a protein of 515 amino acids. Lineage: Eukaryota; Fungi; Ascomycota; Eurotiomycetes; Eurotiales; Aspergillaceae.